AAAUGGCAUCCCGCAUUGGACAACCGCUCGAGAACGUAGUCUGUCCUAGUUCCAUGUAGCGAUUGCCGUCUCGCUCUUUUCGAGGUUUCCCACGAAAUGAUUUGAUGUUCUGAUGCAUAUAUACUCAUGGAAGAAAAACUGAAUCCGAUUACGGGUGAUUGCGAAGUCGUCCGUAUCUAGUGACCGGUGAAAGGCCAGGGUGCGACCAUCCUGGGGAUUUGAAAGGGGUAGAGCAGGCCUAGGCAGGUGUUGAGAGCGAUGUCAGCGUCACGGGUUUACCUUUUCACGUGCCCUCUCUUGUUUUUAUUCUUCCUUCUCUUCCCGACAUGUCAUCUUCAACGUGGAGUGCAAAAACGGUUUCCAGAGCUGUCAAGGAUCAGAUCAUGGCAGAGAGAUGUAGAUGUAGCAUUGGAGAAAAUGUUCAAGAGCACUUCAAAUGCAGACAUCAUGGAGAGAGGGUAUGGUAGACUCCGGAGCUUUUGGCAAGUGUCCCAAGAGGAUGUCUUCAUCCCCAAAGAAGUUGUUCAAGAAGUAAAGACUAUCAGCUCAAAGAUCUUUGAGGAAAGUUUGGAAGCAUUGAAGAUAUUGAGGGACACCAUUGAAUCUCAUGCAAGGAAUUUCAGCUUUGAAGUAUGGACAGCCACAGAUGAUGAGAGCAAGGAUCUGAAGCAUGUUGGGGGAUUGUUGCUCAGUGAAGACAUCUCAGGCUAUCAACUUCCAGUGGAUGUUCACAAAGGUACAUACAUCAAGCAGGAAAUAAAAUUCUCCAAAGUCCUUGAUGCAGCAUUUCGAGAAAAUCAAAGGACAAAGAAAGGCAUUAAAUGGCAAUAUUUUGCAAGUCCUUCUGGUUUGUACAGGCGAUAUCCAAUCCAACGUUGGCCAGAUGGAGAGGGGAAUGACAUAGAGCCGGAUGUAUUUGAUGUUCGCUGGCAGCCUUGGUAUCUGGCAACUGCCUCUUCUCCAAAAGAUAUCAUCAUGCUCAUUGACACGAGUGGUAGUGUUCAUGGACAGGUUUUACAGCUCUUGAAGCUCACUGCCAAAAUGCUCUUGAACACACUUGGAGAAGAUGACUACAUUCUCAUAGCUAAUUUUGCAGAGGAUGUCCACUCCAUCUCCUGUGGUGAAGAAAUGGUUCCUGUCACCAAAGCCAAUAGGGCUUAUCUGUUCCAACAGCUUGAUGAACUGAAAGAUCAUGGGAAGGCUGACUUCUCUCGUGCUCUACGAUAUGCAUAUAAGAAAUUUGAACAGCUUGCUGAAAAGAUGAACCAUGAACCCUGCAACCAGAUGAUUUUGUUCUUGAGUGAUGGUGGGACAGAAGAUGUGGGAGAACUGGUGAAGAGUCAUCAAAAGGAGUUCAGGAAGGACGGAUGUCCCAUCCGCAUCUUCUCUUACUCCAUAGGCCCGCAUCCAAUCCCACAAUCAGCUCUCCGCACCAUGGCAUGCAACUCCAAUGGGACCUUCACCAGCAUUCACACCAUGAGUGCAGUCCGAUCUCGAGUCUUGAAGUCCUAUAUUCCCACCCUGAAUCGUCCUCUGGCCCUCUACAAAGCAAAUGUGAUCCCUGGUGAUGUGGUUGCAUGGACAUCAGGAUUUCCAGACCCUGGUGGUGCUGGGCUGGUGAUAUCCCUAACAGUCCCUGUCUUCAACUACUCUACAGACUCUUCCACUCCAGAAUUCUCCAAAUUUCUGGGAGUGGUUGGAGUGGAUAUCUCCAUCAAGCAUCUGAUAGAAACCAUCACAACUCGCAAGCAGCUUCCCCCAAAUGCACUAGAUUCCCCGUACUCCUAUGGGUUCUUUCUGAAUGAGAAUGGAAUCUUGGCCUAUCACCCUCGCCUCCUGCCUCUCCAUAAAUCUCCUGUCCAUCAGCCAAGUGCCUUGGGCCUGGACAUCUUGGACCUGGAGCCAUGGGUGAAGAAAAUAAGGGAUUCACUCAUCAGCCGUGGGAAUGGAUCUCCAGAUCUGGAGGCUCUUGUCCUUGCUGGUUUCAGAUAUGCUUUUGCCAAGAAACUUCGAUACAUCCACACCAACCUCCAGCCAUCUCCUCUCAACUAUGCACUGGUGACACUGGAGGCAGGAGACAAGAGAUUCCAAGUACGGGGUCGAUUCACAGAUUGGAAUCGGUACUCCAGUCAGGUCACAGUACAAGCUCCAAACAUGUUCAUUGCAAACUGGGCUUCCUGUGGUGGAUCCCUGGAUAACUGCUCAGAUCAUUUGAAGUUGGACAUGGCAGCCAGUCUGGAGCUCUUGAGAAACUGGAGUAGUGUUGAAGUACAUCCAAGGGCAGAUGGGAUUGAAAAUCGAUUUAUCAUCACAGCUGGUGGACUCACUCUCCCCCCUUCUUCCAACUCUGAACUGCACCGGAGCCAGUUCUUCACCCAGGCAGCAAUGCACUCUCAGGGAAUCCUUCUCAGUGUCACUGGAACCCCAGAGGAUCCUCAUGUUCAUUUGAUUAAGGCCAUUCGCCCUUCAGAGGGCCCACCUACCUCUCUGGCAGCUGUUGUUGGAGUUGGGAUUGAUGUGGAAUACCUGAAUGAGCCUGUCCAAACUCCCCUUCUACAAGUCAUCCCUGAUGAGAAGUCAUGCCGAAAUCCCAAGGAACUUCAUUGCCUCAUGGUGGAUGAAAGUGGAACUAUCAUUUCAUCAAAUGUGGACCCUGGGGCAUACAUUGGCAGAAGCCUUGCCACUAAGGAUAGUGGACUCAUGAAUGCACUAGUCAAUGAGGGACUCUUCAAACGCUUGGAACUCCAUGAUUAUGAUGGGAAAUGUCGCAAACGCCGAGUCACAGCUGCUGCUUCUAGAUUUGAAACCUUGCUUGCUUGGGUUCCAACAUUGAUCUCCUAUUCUUGGUGGGAGAGCAUCUUGGCCACUGUUACAGGAGCAUUGGAACCAGAAGUGGUGAAGAAAAUAGACGAAAAGGAAUCCUGCAUUUUGCAAAUGUCCCGUUUCUACACACCUCCUGGGUUUCGAUCUACAAUUCGUGGAGAAUUUUCUCCAAAUUGUUCUUGGGCUGACUACAAAGGGUUGAGACAACCAGAUGACAUAGACUGUUCUCGACGACAGUUCACAGCUCAUCAGUUGACCAAAGUUCCCAAUGGAUUUCUCAUCAUUGCUGAACCUCCUUGUCCUUGUGAGAGCAGACCAAUGUUAUCAGAUUAUGAACUGGCUUCCCAGGACUCAGGCAUGAGCAUCAGAGUGAAUGGAAGUCACACAUGCAUGAUGGGAGGCCUUCGGCGAGUGCGACGAUCCUCUUGCUAUGCCUGCCACAGAAAGGAGGGAGACACAUGUGGCUGUUCUGCCUUGAAUGGAUCUAUUCUGCCCAUGAUCCUCUUCCUAGUCCUCCUCAUUUGUGGGAGCAAGAUCUUGUCAUGAAAAUUUGACUAAAGCUAGCAUAGUACAAAGGAGAACUAUAUGCUGGAAAAGGAUUAAUCUUCCCUUUUCAUCUUCAUUUUUCACCUGAAUUCCUCCCCCAUGAGGCUUCUUUCCAUGUCUUCAUUUUCAAAUCCUGUUUCCAUUCAUUCUCCCUUCCUUCCUUUCAUUGUAGAAGUGCCUGUAGACUCCUGUGUUCAUUUGAUAAUAAUCAAAAUUCCUCUCACAUUCCCUCCUCACUGUAGAGUUUGCUGUGCACAUUAGUCUUUAGUCCGUUUCUUGGUGGUUCUCACCAAAUGUAUUCUGAAUCCUGAUCUCAGCACAUUGAUAGUGAUGUAUAAUUGUAUGGCUACUGCAUUUGAGAGACUGUUUUCUAUCCCUGUCUUCGUUCUUGAGGACAACUGGAAGAUGUUUCACCCAUUCUGAGUUCUUGUGAGGAUUUUUCUUUCUCCCUCACAUGAAAGGACUCUUCUUUGAGUGUGUAACCCAGUGUUUACAAGAUGUGAUUUGCCUCAUCCUCCUGAAAAAAUAGCUAAGGUGUUCCUCAUUGAAUGUGAUACUAGCAGAACAUUAAUUUACAAAUCUUUGGACCUUUUCUGCUGAGUUUAUUUAUUUCCAGAGUUGCAUACCUAUGAGAAAGCUUUAUGCCACAUUUCUU
This is a messenger RNA of Darwinula stevensoni, 4024 nucleotides long. The record is from the annotation of a GenBank genome assembly. NCBI's taxonomy places the organism in Eukaryota, Metazoa, Arthropoda, Ostracoda, Podocopida, Darwinulidae.